AUGGAGAAGGAAGAAACCUCAGAAGAGGUACAGGGGAGACCAGAAACCCAAAUCCAUCAUGUAAAAAAAGAGACCUUGGAGGAGGUACUGGUGGAGUAUGGGGAGGUUUUCAACGAGGAACUUGGGAGAUUUAAAGGCCCCCCAGCAAAAAUAUAUGUGGACAAGGAAGCAGUCCCCAGGUUUUUUAAAGCCAGGCCCAUCCCAUAUGCCAUGAGAGGUAGAGUUGAGGCUGAACUAAACCGUCUCCUUUCUCAGGAGGUUAUUGAACCAGUAAAACAUGCUGAGUGGGCCGCGCCUGUGGUCUCUGUGUUAAAACCUGAUGACACAGUAAGACUGUGCGGAGAUUACAAGCUGACUGUAAAUCAGAUCUCAAAACUGGAACAGUACCCAAUCCCCAGAAUUGAGGACCUGUUUGCUACGCUUUCGGGGGGACAGAAGUUCACAAGGUUAGAUGUGAGUCAUGCCUAUCACCAGAUUCCCCUGGAUGAGGAAGCAAAGAAGUAUGUGACCAUAAAUACGCAUAAAGGAUUGUUCACAUACAGAGUGCUACCUUUUGGUGUUUCAUCAAGCCCAGCGAUAUUUCAACGGACCAUGGAGGGACUGCUGCAGGCCAUUCCUCGUAUCACCAUCUUUCUGGAUGACAUUCUUCUCACAGGGAAAGACGACCAAGAGCACCUGCAGACUCUGUCCAUGGUGCUGAAUCGGCUAGAUGAAGCUGGUCUGCGACUUAAAAGAGCCAAAUGCUUAUUCAUGAAUGAGGAAGUGAUUUUUCUGGGUCAUAAGGUGGAUGCAACAGGACUGCACCCAGUCCAUGAGAAGGUGCAAGCAAACCAAGAGGCACCCACACCUUCAAAUGUGACAGAGUUGAAGGCAUACCUUGGACUGUUAAACUAUUACAACAAGUUCCUACCCAAUCUGUCAGCUGUUCUCGCUCCAGUGCACAAACUGCUAAAAAAAGACACAAGGUGGCAGUGGGGAGAAGCACAACAAGUUGCUUUUGAAAAAUCAAAAGAAAUGAUGCAGUCUGCUAAAGUGCUGGUGCAUUACGACCCAGAGAAGGACAUUGUGCUCUCAUGUGACGCAUCACUGUAUGGAGUAGGUGCCGUGCUGUCACAUCACAUGCCAGAUGGAACGGAGAGGCCCAUAGGAUUCACCUCACAAACUUUAAAUGCAGCGGAGAAGAACUAUUCACAACUGGAUAAAGAAGGAUUAGCAGUGAUGUUUGGAAUAAAACGUUUCCACAAGUACAUUUAUGGACGGAACUUCACUAUAGUGACAGAUCACAAGCCCUUGUUGUCACUUUUCAGUGAGAUGCGAGCCGUACCACAGAUGGCCUCACCCAGAAUCCAAAGGUGGGCGGUAACCUUGAGAGCCUACGAAUAUUCAAUAGUGUAUAAGGAAGGGAAGUAUCACUGCAAUGCGGAUGCUCUGAGCCGCCUUCCUUUACCAGAAAAAGUGGAAGUGGAGAGACUGGAAGAGAGAGUUCUCAUGCUAGAGAGCUCUGACAUCACGCUGGUGACAGCUGAUCAAGUGAAAGCAUGGACAGACAAAGAUCCAGUACUCUCGAGGGUGCGGGAGAUGGUACAAAUUGGCUGGUCAUCAAAACUGAAAGGGGAGGAGUUUGCCCCUUAUGAGGUGAGGAAACAUGAGCUCAGUAUCCAGAAUGGGUGUGUGUUAUGGGGCUCAAGAGUGAUUGUGCCACAUCCAGGUCAAGGAAAUGUUAUGAGGCAGCUUCAUCAGUGCCACCCAGGAGUGUCCAGAAUGAAGGCAUUGGCUAGGAGUUAUGUAUGGUGGCCAAAUGUGGACAAAGAGGUGGAGGAUACUGUAAAGGGCUGUACAACAUGUCAAGAGCACCACAACAUUCCUGCACCAGCUCCAUUACACCCCUGGGAUUGGCCUGACAAACCGUGGAGCCGUAUCCAUGUGGAUUAUGCCGGACCGUUUAUGGAAAAAAUGUUUUUUGUGCUUGUUGAUGCACAUUCAAAGUGGAUGGACGUGUAUCCAGUGAACUCUGCCACUUCAGCCACCACAAUUGAGUGCCUGCGUACAAGUUUUAGCAACCAUGGACUGCCUGAGUUGUUGGUGUCUGAUAUUGGCACUUGUUUCACCAGCACCGAGUUCAAAGACUUCCUGAACAAAAAUGGUAUCCGUCAUGUGACCUCUGCACCCUACCACGCCGCCAGUAAUGGGUUAGCAGAGAGAGGGGUACAAACAUUCAAGAGAAUGAUGAAAAAAUGUCCAGAAGGCACACUGACAGCUAAGGUAGCCAGAGUAUUAUUUAGCUACAGAGUGACUCCUCACACUACAACAGGUCUAUCCCCAGCAGAGCUGCUUCUCGGGAGGACGCUACGUUGCACCCUGGAUUCCAUCCACCCAGACCUAAGCAGGAGAGUGAAGGAAAACCAAGAAAGACAGAUAAAAGAUCACAAUAAAAAGGCAAAAGGACGUUGGUUCAAAACAGGAGACUCAGUGCUGACCCAGAACUUCAGUCUAGGACCCAAGUGGAUUCCGGGAAUUAUUGAGUCGGUGACUGGACCAGUGUCUUACAAAGUGAUGCUGGGUGAUGGGAGAGUAGUGAGGAGACAUGUGGACCAGAUUCACACUCACCACCAGAGACCAGGGAAAUGCAACAGCAACCAACCUGCGGACGCUAGUCGGCCAAGUCAGGCUGAUGAAAAAAAUUAA
Messenger RNA from Solea solea (common sole), 2685 nucleotides. RefSeq lists its product as uncharacterized. Gene Ontology annotation, molecular function: nucleic acid binding. The transcript is spliced from 2 exons. Gene Ontology annotation, biological process: DNA integration. The coding region runs from base 1 to 2685 and encodes 894 amino acids. Lineage: Eukaryota; Metazoa; Chordata; Actinopteri; Pleuronectiformes; Soleidae. The record is from RefSeq and is a predicted model, not a curated record.